UGUUAAGGGCUUUCAGAAGUCACGCUAUAAAAGAACUACACUUGCUUGUCCGUUUUCUGGUCUUGAAGGAAAUUCCAUAUAAUGUCUCACAAACAAAGCGACAUUCUUGAGCUUUGGAGCGAGUUAAGGGAAAGGAACACAGUGACUGUGGUUUUUGAAACCUUCCUAUUUAUCUUGGCGAUGAUUCUUUCUUUAUUUGGGAAUCUCAUGGUCUGCUAUGCCGUACGCAGAAACCCAGGACUUUGUCGGCGUCCAAGCAACUACUACAUCAUUUCUUUGGCCCUGACUGACAUUUCGCUUGCUUUAUCUACAAUGCCGUGGUCAGUUAUCCUGCUGGCUACUGGAAAAUGGCCUUUUGGAACGUUUCUCACAUAUUUCGCAACCAUUUCCAAGUUAUCACUGACCAACAUCUCAGUAUGGACCAUGGUAUUGAUGGCUUUGAACAGGUACUACAAAAUUGUAAAGCCAACGAAAUACCAAUGUGUUUUCACAAAGAAGUUCAUUGUUUCCUCAGCCUUAGCGGUGUGGGCUACAUUCAUUGUUAUCUCUCUCCUCUUUAUUGUCACGUUUCGUUUUUCCAACCAUGUGUGCCCGGCUUUUGCACUGCCUUUGACAACUUAUGAAAUGCCAAUUUCUCUACCAACUUUGAUAUUUAUUACGUUUUUGCCUUAUCCUAUCGUUAUUUUCUGGUAUUGGAAAGUUUACCGGGCCAUCAAAAUGCACAACGCAAAUAUUUCAUGGCAGAAUGCAAAUGUAGAGGAUGUUCGAGUCGCGAAAAUCCUGUUUAUUACCGUCGUCGGUUUUGUCAGCCUCUGGUUGCCGGCUCAAAUCAUCUACCUGGUCUCCUAUCAUAGGAGGCUACCACGUCAGCUCACAUUUCUCGCGACUCUUUUUAUUUUCUCGUCUAGUUUCAUAAAUCCUUUCAUCUAUGGUUUUAUGAACCGUUCAUUCAGAAAUGAAUUCAAAAAGUGCUUGAUCCUGAAAACGAAGCAGUCAGUGGACAUGGAACUCAGUCACAGAAAACCCGGUCCAGUGUAACGGACGAGUCCUCCUUGAGUUGAUGAAAUUUAACAAGAAAAUAUCGCUAAGAUUUAUUUGUACCAUCCAAGAUUUGGUAUCUUAUUGUGGAAUUACAGAGUAACUAUCACAAAAUUUCCUUCUCCUAAUUUCUAAAAUUCAUAAUACAAAACUCCUACCUAAGGAGUACGUUAAAAUUCAAAGUACGUUUCCUUGGGGUCUGAAAGCGGUAACAUGUCUCUUAAUCUUAUGUGGUUGGUAUUUGAUGCUCUCUCUCUCGUAUUUACUUACGGAGUCUACCAAAAAUUGUAUCUGGCUGCAUAUUUCGGAGUGGGCCCAUGUUUGGUCCAAGU
Molecule: messenger RNA, 1370 nt
Organism: Pocillopora damicornis (cauliflower coral)
Lineage: Eukaryota; Metazoa; Cnidaria; Anthozoa; Scleractinia; Pocilloporidae
Product: G protein-coupled receptor 83-like
Biological process (GO): G protein-coupled receptor signaling pathway
Cellular component (GO): membrane
Molecular function (GO): G protein-coupled receptor activity
Source: RefSeq, a predicted model, not a curated record